AUGCCUAAGGAGAUCAAUGCGAACGGAAAGAGACGUCGCCCCGCGGAUGAUGAUUCGGAAACCAACGCUGUAGAGAUUCGUGACGCCGAAGAGCCUUUCAACCAAGCCACUGCAGACUGCAUCUUACGCUCCUCCGACGGCAUGGACUUCCGCGUCCACAAACUCGUCUUAUCACUAGCCUCGGUAGUCUUCGAAUCUAUGUUCUCCCUUCCCACUAUCAAAACGCGUUCUUCGUCCUCGUCUUCGCAAGAGAUGAGAGGCGGUUUGCCCGUGAUCCCCCUCCCCGAAGCAUCGCUCAUCCUCGAUUCCCUUCUUCGCCUCUGCUAUCCGACAUCUGCCCCAGAUCUGACGCAGUUUACACACGCGAGGGUUUUAUACGAUGCCAUAGACAAAUACGCAAUGGACGCCCUCGCUCAGCCUGUCAAAGACGCGCUCCUAAGGACCGCUCGGCAAGACGCCACCACGGCCUACGCAUUCGGUUGUCGCCACCAGAUCUCCGAACUCGUCGUAACGGCUGCGAAAGAAACCCUCAACCACCCCCUAGAUCAUCUCUCUUCAUUAACGAUGUCCGGUACCGUCAAUGCGAAUGGAAAGAGACCACACGUAGAAAACGACUCAGACGAUGACCAGCAACGAGUUGACGAUAUUCGCGAUGCAGAAGCUCCCUUCAACCAAACCACCGCAGACUUCAUCCUCCGCUCCGCCGACCUCAUGGAUUUCCGCGUUCACAAGGCGGUUCUCUCGCUAGCGUCGCCCAUCUUCGAAACCAUGUUCUCGCUUCCCAAGACCAGGAGCGGUUCUUCAUCACAAGAGAAGAGGGAAGGACUCUCGGUCAUUACCCUCCCCGAAUCCUCUGAUAUUGUUGAUGUUCUUUUGCGCCUCUGCUACCCGACAUCACCGCCUAUUAUAACCCAAUUCACCCUCGCGUCACGCCUCUACGAAGCGGUAGACAAGUACGCUAUGGACUCGCUUUUAGAGCCUGUCGUUCAUGCGUUGGUCGAGACCAGCUGUCAGGAGCCUUUAGCUGCCUACGCAUUUGGUUAUCGCCACAAAGUCAAAGGCCUUGUUAUCGCCGCUGCGAAGGAGACUUUGGAGACUCCGAUCAAAGAUCUUCAGCAUAGUUCCGAACUCGAACGCAUCACUGGAGGGGACCUCUUCCGAUUGAUCCAAUAUCACGAGGAUUGCAGGAAGGUGGCAAGUUCGAAAGCGCACAGCGACCGAAGCUGGAUCCCACGUCUCUCAUGUAUACCUUUGGCUACUACGAAGCAAGAAUGCGCAGUGUGUCGCCAACAACAGAAAAUAUCCAAGGAUAUUAACGUCCUAGAGGGGAUGGUGCAUAGCCCCUGGAACGGGCAAGAGCGUUGGAUUUUUUGGGCUCCCGAGUGGUGGCACGACUAUAUAAAACGGGCGCAGGGUGCGCUCAAGGUUAGGCCGAGGGGUGACACGGUAAAGAGCAAGGAAGUGUUGGGACCCGCACUGACGGCUGCGGUGGCAUGUGUCGAAACUACUGCCUGCCGAAGCGGUACCCAGGCUCUGGUCGACUAUAGCGAGCUAUUUGCGAAGGCGGUCGAGGAUGCAAUUGACGAGGUAAGUGUUGUCUUCAUUGCAUAG
Stereum hirsutum FP-91666 SS1 is the source of this 1611-nucleotide messenger RNA. RefSeq lists its product as uncharacterized. Gene Ontology annotation, cellular component: cytoplasm. Gene Ontology annotation, molecular function: ubiquitin protein ligase binding. The transcript is spliced from 2 exons. The record is from RefSeq and is a predicted model, not a curated record. Lineage: Eukaryota; Fungi; Basidiomycota; Agaricomycetes; Russulales; Stereaceae. Gene Ontology annotation, biological process: proteasome-mediated ubiquitin-dependent protein catabolic process; regulation of proteolysis. Bases 1 to 1611 code for a protein of 536 amino acids.